Budorcas taxicolor (takin) is the source of this 1365-nucleotide messenger RNA. Its product is annotated as zinc finger protein 474. The coding region runs from base 1 to 1365 and encodes 454 amino acids. Lineage: Eukaryota; Metazoa; Chordata; Mammalia; Artiodactyla; Bovidae. The transcript has 3 exons. The record is from RefSeq and is a predicted model, not a curated record.
AUGGAAAGAGAAGAGGAGAAAACGGUUUCCACAUUGCAACAGUCUUUCCACCAUUCCAAAGAGCCCACCUUUCUUAUAAACCAAGCUGUUCUAUUUGGUGAGUCCCAUUCUAGCUUCUUGCCAGAAAUAGAACGUGACAGUCAGGGUGAAAAAGUAAAGGCAAACCCUCGGAAAAACAGACCUGGAACUGUAAUUCUCUCAAAGCAGUCCAGUAGGAGGAUUAUGUCUGAAAGCCAGCCCAGGCCCCCCGUGAUCCCAUCCCGCAGACCCAGGUUCCGGGUGUGCUAUAUCUGUGGCCGAGAAUUUGGGUCUCAAUCCCUUGGCAUUCAUGAACCCCAGUGCCUGGAGAAGUGGCGUGUUGAAAACAGCAAGUUGCCCAAGCACCUGAGGAGGCCAGAACCUUCCAAACCACCUCCUCUCAACGGAAGUGUGUCCUACAGUCUUCAGGCAGUGAAUGAGGCAGCCUUCCAGAGUUCCCAGGCUCAGCUGCUGCCGUGUGAGUCCUGCAGCCGCACAUUCUUGCCAGACCGGCUUCUUGUUCAUCAGAGAAGCUGCAAGCAGAAGGUUGAGGGGCCCAGGGCACCAAGCCUGGACAGAUCUGAUGAUCUUGCCAGUCUCAAGAAAGCUUCCAGUGGCAUCACAACCCGACCGAGGACUGUCAUCUGCUACAUCUGUGGGAGGGAAUUUGGUACCCUGUCCCUUCCUAUCCAUGAGCCCAAAUGCCUGGAAAAGUGGAAAGUAGAAAAUGACCGACUCCCCAGGGAGUUCCGCCAGCCACUCCCACAGAAGCCUCAGCCCCUUCCCAUUGGACAGCCCAACCACACAAGGCCACGUCAAGGCCAGCUCGUGUCCUGCCCAAACUGUAGUCAGACCCUUGCCCCCGACCGCCUUCCAGUACACCAGAGAAGUUGUAAAGGUCAACCUAGUGGGCCAAAAGCUCAGGAUCUGACAUUAGGGAGUAGAGGUGGCCUGAAAGAGUCCACUAAUUCCAAGUCUCAGAGGAACCCGGCAGCACCCCCUGUGACUGAUAAGCCAACAAUGAUAAGACGUCCACCAACAGUUGUUUGCUAUAUCUGUGGUCGUGAAUAUGGAACAAAAUCGAUUGCCAUUCAUGAGCCACAAUGUCUGAAAAAAUGGCACAAUGAAAACAACUUGUUGCCUAAAGAGCUAAGGAGACCAGAACCAAAGAAACCAGAAGUCAGGGCCAUUACUGCCAAGGGUUUCUAUGAUCUCGAUGCCUUAAACGAAGCUGCUUGGACAAGCGCCCAGAGCCAGUUGGUUCCCUGUAAUAUUUGUGGGCGUACCUUCCUGCCAGACAGACUGAUUGUUCACCAACGAUCCUGUAAACCAAAAGUCGCCAAGUAA